CCACUCUAGCAGCCGAUAGGUGAUAAGCCCAUUAAUAGGCCCAACAACUUAUAUUGAAGUGGCAAAAAAGACUGGAGUUUCUUCCAAGCCACCGUCGAGUUUACUUACUAUCUCUCUCUCUUUCCUCCGUCUCAGAUUUCUUCUCCGUUCGGAAAACUCCAGUCUUCUUCUCUCAGAAAACCCUAAUCUUCCCGAUGUCGAUCUUCGAGUACAAUGGAAGCGCCGUUGUGGCUAUGGUUGGGAAGAACUGCUUCGCCAUCGCCAGUGAUCGUAGACUCGGUGUGCAGCUCCAGACAAUCGCCACUGAUUUCCAGAGAAUCUCCAAGAUCCACGAUCGCGUCUUCAUCGGCCUCUCUGGUCUCGCCACCGAUGUGCAAACACUGUACCAGCGAUUGGUGUUUCGUCAUAAGCUGUAUCAGCUUCGUGAAGAGAGAGACAUGAAGCCUGAGACUUUUGCUAGUCUUGUCUCCGCCAUUCUUUACGAGAAAAGAUUUGGUCCUUACUUAUGCCAACCAGUGAUUGCUGGCUUGGGAGAAGAUGACAAGCCCUUUAUUUGCACCAUGGACUCCAUUGGAGCCAAGGAGUUAGCUAAAGAUUUUGUUGUCUCUGGAACUGCUUCAGAAUCUCUGUAUGGUGCCUGUGAAGCUAUGUACAAGCCAGAUAUGGAAGCUGAGGAACUAUUCGAGACAAUAUCGCAAGCACUUCUGUCGUCAGUUGACCGUGAUUGUCUGAGUGGUUGGGGAGGGCAUGUCUACGUUGUGACACCAACGGAGAUUAAAGAGAGGAUCCUAAAGGGAAGGAUGGACUGAUCCAAUUUGCCAUCAUCAUCUGCUUCUAUCCAAAAUUGUUUUUUCGCGUGUAAUCCGGUUUUAAUCAUAGAACCAUUCAUUCUCUCAAGUUAUGACUUGUGGAUGAAGUUUGAAUUUCCCCCCUCUUUGGAUUUUUUUUUUAAUUCCUAGAAGUUAACGCAUGCACUGUACUCACUGGUUUCUAUUUUAAUUUUAUUUUUACCAAAAAAAAUAAUUUAAA
Molecule: messenger RNA, 1029 nt
Organism: Brassica rapa (field mustard)
Lineage: Eukaryota; Viridiplantae; Streptophyta; Magnoliopsida; Brassicales; Brassicaceae
Product: proteasome subunit beta type-3-A
Biological process (GO): proteasome-mediated ubiquitin-dependent protein catabolic process
Cellular component (GO): cytoplasm; proteasome core complex; proteasome core complex, beta-subunit complex
Source: RefSeq, a predicted model, not a curated record